AUUUUAAACACAAAUGUUGUCUCUCUUUUUGUUCACUCUGGUCUCUUCAGGCUGAGUGGCUGCAAGCUGUCAGAGAGAAGCUGUGCAGCUCUGUCCUCAGUCCUCAGCUCCCAGUCCUCUAGUCUGAGAGAGCUGGACCUGAGUAACAACGACCUGCAGGAUUCAGGAGUGAAGCUGCUGUCUGCUGGACUGCAGAGUCCACUAUGUGAACUGAAGACUCUCAGGCUGUCAGGCUGUCUGGUCACAGAGGAAGGCGGUGAUGCUCUGGCCUCAGCUUUAAACCCCUCCCAUCUGAGAGAGCUGGACCUGAGCUACAAUCAUCCAGGAGCCUCAGGGGGGAGGCUGCUGUCUGCUGGACUGGACACGCUCAGCCUGGAGCCUGCUGCAGUUUGGUUCUUGAGGCCAGGCGUCAGGAAGUAUUCCUGUGGACUCACCCUGGACUCAAACACAGCACACAGAGAACUCAAACUGUCUGACUACAGCAGGAAGGUGACAGAUGUGAUGGAGAAUCAGCAAUAUCCUGAUCAUCCAGAGAGGUUUGACUCCUGGCCUCAGCUGAUGUGCACAGAAGCUCUGACCGAUCGCUGUUACUGGGAGGUCGAGUGGAGAGGAGAGGUUCAUAUAUCAGUGACUUACAGAGGGAUCAAGAGGAGAGGAGAGAGAGAGGACUGUUGGUUUGGAAGGAAUGAUCAGUCCUGGAGUCUGGAGUGCUCUCCUAAAGGUUACUCUGUCUGGCACAAUGAGAGAGAAACAGUCAUCUCCUCCUCCUCCCUCCUCUACCAUGUAUCCACCUAUAUACUUUCUCCCUACCUCCCCUCUGGUAGAGUAGCAGUGUAUCUGGAUCGUCCUGCUGGCUCUCUCUCCUUCUACAGAGUCUCCUCUGGCUCACUGAUCCACCUCCACACCUAACCCACAUUCACUGAACCUCUCUAUGCUGGCUUCGGGUUUCGGUUUGAGUUCUGGUCUUGGUCUGGUGCCUCGGUGUCUCUGUGUGCUCUGCAGCAGUGAUACCCCCCCCCCCCCCCCUCAGCAUCACUCUCAGCUGAGAGCCUUUCCUUCGUACGCCCCUCAGCAGAAACGUUACCUGUGCUCUUUGAAACCAGACCACAGAGAAAGCAAAGCUUCAGAUUCAGAGCGACUCUGGUUUGUAGACAGCGUCUGUGUCUCUGUCUCCAAAUGUCUUGCUGUUUCUCCAGAUGUAUGAAUGUUCCCGCUUUGCUUCGUUCAGCUUGAGAAAUACAGACUUCCUUUAUGUUCACAUAGUGUGUUAAUGAAGCUGAUUCUGAGUGAUCAUAAUGAACACCAGUCACUGCCAUACUGUCAUGAUCCCUCUGAGCACUAGAGGGCAGCAGUCACUGUCAGUUCUAUAUAACCCUUCUUAAUAUUCACCAAUAUAAAUCAGUGUGUUUCAAAUAUAAUCCUUGCGUCUUCAAAAAGCAUCAAAUAUGACAUAUUCCGCAAAGCUUGCAGCAGAGAUCGGCCACUCAGCCUCCCUGUUCAGGCCGUAUCGCAGAGACGCUCCAAGUGUGGCAAAGUCAAAACUGUCCAGCUUAGAGUUAACACAUACAUAUACUCCUGUUUGCCUGAUUGAUCAUGACGGAUGUAUUUGGCUGUACACACAUUACUUAUAUUACAUAUACUAACUCUUUACAUUUGAAUCAUCAUUAAAGUAUUUUGUCAGGCUUUCUAAAAUAAAAGUAGUGUUCUUGUUGCAGAGUUUGUGAAUGAACCGCAGCUGUUGCCUGGCAACGUAAUCCUGUUGAUAAUCAAUAAGGCUUAUUACUGUGGACUGUUUGAUAUGUGUAACACCAAGCAACACAGAGACAGUCUUAGCAUGACUCAGUGGUCGAGGUAAUAAAGAAAAUAAUUAAACAUAUUUUUAAUAUUCACUUUAUUUUGAAAUGAAAAGAAACCGGUAAAUAAAUCCAGUUUCCGGUGCGCUCCGACUCUCGGUCCUGAAGAUAGAGAUGAUAUAAUCAAACACAUAAAACAUGGAUGAUUGUGUCUUAUUGUUGAGUUCAUCACAGGGUGAGGUUUAGAAAAGAAUCACAGACUAGAUUCCAGUAUUUCUCUUCCUCACCGACGGCAACAAUUAUUCAAUAAAACCAAUAGAAAUACGUUGUUUUUAAAAUGGUUCUCAUUCGUUAAAAAAAGUAAGAUGGUGAACUGGAAUCAAGAGAUCGGAUCACCUGACUAUAACCCGACAUGCCGCGAGACUGGGUUGAACUGGGACAGAUACCAUCAUGUGUCCUUUCAUCUGGAGUCAGGAUGUACCGGAGGACUCUCUGCAGACCAGAUUGGUGUGUUGUAACCUUUUAAAUCUACAGUGAACUUAUUCAAAUGGAGUUCUGGAGUCUCAUGUUCUGACCUGUUGAAUUGAAUGUGUCAGGGAUGAAUGUGAAACCAUGGAUCCCAGUCCAAGAUGUAUUCAUGAGAUAAUGUUGGAGAGCCAGGAGAGGAUUGUUCUCUGAACAGAACUGUGGAGUCUAUCUUUAUAUAACAUUACAAGACUGAUUCUUAUCAUUACAUUGUGCUUAUUGUGCUCAUGAGAUUGCUAUGACUAUAGAAUAAAUAGACUCAAUCACUAGUCCCAGGUUCUGAAGUGUUAGAUACCAGCCAGGGGAAUAGUCAGAAGAAAGUUCAGCUUGCAAUAGGUUGUAGCAGAAGCCAGAAGCAGGCACUGUAGAAACAAUGAGUUACUGAGGCUAUGGCCUUGGCCGCCUGGGUUAGCUCCGCCCCCAGCUGGGAGUCAGUAUGACCAAGAUUCCACUUCUCUGUAGAAGCUUCAUCAAAACUAAUGAGUAUGAUGGUGCCAGAGUAGGGAGGGACUUCCACAGGCCGGCCGCAUGCUGAUUGGAGGAUCGUGUUGCCAAGAGACUCUGAGUCUGCCAACCAAAGAGAACCAAGUCUAAACCGCGGUAUCUCUUCAGCUAGUCUUGACCAAUCAAAAAUGUACGGGCAACGCCCUGUGUGAUAACAUGUAUUGUCGCACGAGGUUCGAGGCUCUAGUCUUGACGGAUUUGGUGGUUACAGAUUACAGCUUUGCUGCCUGUGAUUCCCAGAGACUUGAUGAGCCCUUGGCCAAGUGAUAUCUCUUUUGCUCUCUUUACAAUAAAUAGUUAAACUUC
Messenger RNA from Gymnodraco acuticeps, 3128 nucleotides. Its product is annotated as ribonuclease inhibitor-like. Gene Ontology annotation, molecular function: protein binding. Lineage: Eukaryota; Metazoa; Chordata; Actinopteri; Perciformes; Bathydraconidae. The record is from RefSeq and is a predicted model, not a curated record. The annotation marks the transcript as partial. The transcript is spliced from 4 exons.